Molecule: messenger RNA, 639 nt
Organism: Phytophthora nicotianae INRA-310
Lineage: Eukaryota; Oomycota; Peronosporomycetes; Peronosporales; Peronosporaceae
Exons: 4
Coding region: 1-639 (212 amino acids)
Source: RefSeq, a predicted model, not a curated record
AUGGGAGUACCCCUUGUUGGAUGCGCUAGUCACCGGUUGAACCGAGCAGUGCAAAAAUACCUACUUCAACACGAAGAUGACCUGGCAGCAGUUCAGGCAUUGAUGAUCAAGUUGAGGACGCUCACCCAGUCCGCAAAACUUCGUCUUAAAACUGAGCUGCAACCUGUAAUUCGUCAGGACACCCGUUGGAGCUCCACUUUUGGAAUGUUGAAGCGCUAUUUCCAGUUACUCGAAUUCUUGGAUGCAGACGAUGACGAUAUCAUGGAGGGGCUCAAGGACGUAGAAUCCGUCGCCAAGGCGCUUCAAGGUCGUGACGUCGAUUUGCAGGAUGUCCGACAGUGGUUUGACGAGCUUAUUGCUCUAAAGCCACAGUUCGAGACACAUCUCGGCUCUAGAGCUGAAAUCGUUCACAGCCCUGACUUUGAGUCAGGGUGUGUUCGUGUUCUGAGUGGCCGACAGGACCGCCUGACGCGUGCGGAGAAAACUGCCCUUGGUCCUUUCGCAAAGCUGGCCGUCGACGCAACGGCGGAAUCGGACGACGAAGAUCUUUCGUUUUGUGGAGCGACUUCGCAAGCGCCGCCGGAUUGCCGAACUCGCUGUGCCCUACGAGCAGCUAAAGACGAUUCCACCAACGUCUAA